This is a messenger RNA of Paramormyrops kingsleyae, 2711 nucleotides long. Lineage: Eukaryota; Metazoa; Chordata; Actinopteri; Osteoglossiformes; Mormyridae. The record is from RefSeq and is a predicted model, not a curated record.
GUUCAUGUACGACGUGCCUGUGUCGUUCAGUUUAAAUAUUUUGGAUCGCUCGACUCUUCGAGUUGUACCUUAAGAAUUGUUUAAUUUAAUUUAUUAUAUUAUAUUUACAGUAUAGUAGCUGACAGUCAUGGCGUCAACGGCGGCGGGGAAACAGCGAAUACCAAAAGUGGCAAAGGUGAAAAAUAAAGCUCCGGCGGAGGUUCAGAUCACUGCCGAACAGCUCCUCCGAGAAGCGAAAGAAAGGGAGCUUGAGCUUUUGCCACCACCGCCCAAGCAAAAGAUUACAGAUGAAGAAGAAUUAAACGAUUACAAGUUAAAGAAACGGAAGGGAUUUGAAGACAACAUCAGAAAAAACCGAACUGUCAUCAGUAACUGGAUAAAAUACGCACAAUGGGAAGAGAGCCUGAAAGAAAUCCAAAGAGCACGCUCCAUCUACGAGAGAGCCCUGGAUGUGGACCACCGGAAUAUCACACUAUGGCUAAAAUAUGCCGAAAUGGAAAUGAAGAAUCGGCAGGUGAAUCACGCUCGCAACAUCUGGGACCGAGCUAUCACCAUCCUGCCCCGUGUCAGCCAGUUCUGGUACAAGUACACAUACAUGGAGGAGAUGUUGGGGAACGUCGCAGGCUGCAGGCAGGUGUUUGAGCGCUGGAUGGAGUGGGAGCCGGAAGAGCAAGCUUGGCACUCUUACAUUAACUUCGAGCUGCGAUAUAAGGAAGUGGAGAAGGCCCGCUCAAUCUAUGAGCAAUUUGUCAUCGUCCACCCUGAAGUAAAGAACUGGGUCAAGUAUGCCCGCUUUGAGGAGAAGCACGGAUAUAUCGCGCACAGCCGGAAGGUGUUCGAGAGGGCUGUGGAGUUUUUUGGGGAGGAACAGAUAGAUGAAAACCUUUAUGUACCCUUUGCCAAAUUUGAAGAGAAGCAGAAAGAGUUUGAAAGGGUUCGGGUUAUCUACAAAUUCGCUUUGGACCGGGUCCCCAAGAACCAAGCCCAGGAGCUCUUCAAGAGCUACACUAUUUUUGAGAAGAAGUUUGGCGACCGGAGGGGAAUAGAGGACGUGAUUGUUAGCAAAAGGCGCUUCCAGUAUGAGGAGGAGGUCAAGGCAAAUCCCCACAAUUAUGAUGCCUGGUUUGAUUACCUGCGUCUGGUGGAGAGUGACGCAGACCCAGACACGGUCAGGGAAGUGUACGAGAGAGCUAUAGCAAACAUCCCUCCAAUACAAGAGAAGAGACAUUGGCGGAGGUAUAUCUACCUGUGGGUAAACUAUGCCUUGUAUGAAGAGCUGGAGGUUAAGGAUCCUGAGAGGACAAGGCAGGUUUACCAAGCGUGUCUUGAACUGAUCCCACAUAAAAAGUUCACCUUCGCCAAAAUAUGGCUGCUGUAUGGGCAGUUUGAAAUACGACAGAAAAACCUGCCGUUUGCUCGGCGAGGCCUGGGCACCAGUAUAGGAAAAUGCCCAAAGAACAAGCUGUUCAAGGGCUACAUCGAGCUGGAGCUUCAGCUGCGAGAGUUUGACCGUUGCCGCAAGCUCUAUGAAAAAUACCUGGAGUUCUCUCCGGAGAACUGCACCACGUGGAUCAAGUUUGCCGAGUUGGAGACCAUCCUGGGGGACACAGACAGGGCCCGUGCCAUCUUUGAGUUGGCCAUUGGGCAGCCACGACUGGACAUGCCUGAGGUGCUUUGGAAGUCGUACAUCGACUUUGAAAUCGAGCAGGAGGAGUAUCAGAAUACAAGGGAGCUUUACAAGAGACUGUUACAGCGCACACAGCAUGUCAAGGUCUGGAUCAGCUAUGCCCAGUUUGAGCUGUCCAUCGAGACCCCAGACCGGCUGGAGAGAUGCAGGCAGAUCUUCGAGGAGGCCAACCGGAGCCUGCGCAGCUGCGAGGAGAAGGAAGAGCGCCUCAUGCUGCUGGAAUCCUGGCGGGACUUUGAGGCCGAGUUUGGCAGCGUUGGGACACGAGAACGAGUCGCCAAGCUUCUGCCGGAGAAGGUGAAAAAGAGGAGGAAGCUAACUGCAGAGGAUGGGACUGAUGCAGGCUGGGAAGAAUAUUACGACUACAUCUUCCCAGAGGAUUCGGCCAACCAGCCAAACCUCAAGCUCCUGGCCAUGGCCAAGAUGUGGAAAAAGCAGCAGCAGCAGGAGGAGGAGGAGGAGGAGGAUGAUAAGAAAGAGGAGGAGAUGGAGGAGGAGCAGCAGCCGGGGAGGAAGACUGGUCAGGAGACUGCAGCGACAAAAAGGGACACCCAUGUCCCCCUGGCUGAGAAGGAUGCCAGUGAGCCUGCGGUUGGUGACGGGGAUGAUGAUGAUGAUGAUGAUAGCAGCAGCAGCAGCAGUAGUAGCAGCAGCAGUAGUAGUAGCGAAAGUGACAGUGAAGAGAGUGACAAAGCAGAGAAAAAGGACAACACACAGAAGAGUGAGACGGCAGAAUGGAGGAGGGAGAGGGAUGUAACACCAUCUUCAGACAAGAUGGAGAUGUCGACCACUGGAAGUAUGGACAUCGUUUUAUGUUCAAGGAAGCCAUAAAGGAAAAACAUAACAGUGUGCUUUGAUAUUUUUUUUCUGAAAGUCAAAGUGUGUUGUACAGUGAAGAAUUCAAUAAAAAAAAAAAACAUUUGGAGGUAUGUUAGCUAGCCAUCUGAGUUGUGUCAGCUGUAUCCAGUGGUGGGCACAGCUAACCAAAAAGUUAGCUUCAAUAAACAUUCAUUGGCGAACUCCA